This is a messenger RNA of Ochotona curzoniae (black-lipped pika), 2037 nucleotides long. RefSeq names its product bridging integrator 2 (gene BIN2). Gene Ontology annotation, molecular function: protein binding; phospholipid binding. Gene Ontology annotation, cellular component: podosome; cytoplasm; plasma membrane. The record is from RefSeq and is a predicted model, not a curated record. Gene Ontology annotation, biological process: podosome assembly; plasma membrane tubulation; phagocytosis, engulfment. NCBI's taxonomy places the organism in Eukaryota, Metazoa, Chordata, Mammalia, Lagomorpha, Ochotonidae. The coding region runs from base 271 to 1641 and encodes 456 amino acids. The transcript is spliced from 12 exons.
UCUCUCUGUAGCUCUCCUCAGAAACUCUGCCUUUCAAAUAAAAAGAAAGAAAUCUUCCAACAAGCAGACUUGUUGUGCCCUGUUCCCCUGAAAGCCUCCUGUGUCCUUAAGGAGGAACAGCUACAACACCCUGUACUGCAGAAAUUGGGGAAGACUGUGGAAACCAGGGAUGAACGGUUUGAACAAUGUGCCAACAACUUCUACCAACAACAGGCAGAAGGCCACAAGCUCUACAAGGACCUGAAGAGCUUCCUCAGCGCGGUCAAAGUGAUGCGGGAAAGUUCCAAGAGAGUGUCCGAAACCCUGCAGGAGAUCUACAGCAGCGAGUGGGACGGCCACGAGGAGCUGAAGGCCAUCGUGGGGAAUAAUGACCUUCUUUGGGAAGAUUAUGAAGAGAAACUGGCUGACCAGGCUGUGAGGACUAUGGAAAACUACGUGGCCCAGUUCGGCGAGAUUAAGGAGAGAAUCGCCAAGCGGGGUCGGAAGCUUGUGGACUACGACAGCGCCCGACACCAUCUGGAGGCAGUGCAGAAUGCCAAGAAAAAGGAUGAGGUCAAGACCACCAAGGCCGAGGAAGAGUUCAACAAAGCCCAGAGUGUGUUUGAAGAACUGAACCAGGAACUGCUAGAGGAGCUGCCUGUCCUCUAUAACAGUCGCAUUGGCUGUUACGUGACUGUCUUCCAGAACAUUUCCAACCUGCGGGAUGUCUUCUACAAGGAGAUGAGCAAGCUGAACCACAACCUGUACGAGGUGAUGAGCAAACUGGAGAAGCAACAUUCCAACAAGGUCUUUGUGGUGAAAGGACUGUCCAGUAGCAGCAGGCGCUCUUUGGUCAUCUCGGCGCCAGUUCGAACAUCUACAGCCUCCAGCCCUCUCACCCCACCUACCAGCCCCUCUGCGUGUUCCUUGACUGGAGAGACGGAAUCUGUCUCAUCCAGUGAAGAGGAGCUGGCAGCUGAUGCAGGCCAAGAGGAAGACAACAAAGAUGAGGAAGUGGCUGAGGAAGGGUUUGAAGUAAGCUCUUCGAAGGAGGAAGAGCCUCCGCCAGCCUGCAAUGGUCCAGCUGAGGCCCAGCCCUCUGCCACCGCUGAGUGUGGCCAGGAGGAGGUUCUCCCUGCCUCCCCAGCUGCAUCACCAGACACAGCCCAGACCCCUUCCGGGCAGCCUUCAUCCUCAGUCCCAGAGGUUGUCCUCCGAACCCGCGCCUCAAGUGAAGGAGCUGAACAGCCAAAGAAGAGAGGUUCUAUUCAGAGGACCUCCGCACCGCCAAGCAGGCCACCUCCUCCCCGAGCCACUGCCAGCUCCAGGCCCUCCUCAGGGAACGUUCCAGCCUCUGGAGGGGCUUCACCCACUAGCCCCAGAGCCUCCUUGGGGACUGGGGCUCCAAGUCCUAGGGCCUCCUUAGAGGCCUCUCCUCACCCAGAGCCGCCAGAGAAGCCAACCAGAGUUCCUGAGGCCAAAGAAAAGGAAGAUGCCCAAAUUCCAAACCCAGAGAAACUCUGUGCUUCCCCCAGCCUGGUCUCUCAGGAUCAAGACCUUGAGCUUCAGGCUUCUGCAGGUCCAGAAGAAAACAGCACAGCACCUGAACCUCAGCAGGAGGUAAGGCACCAGGUGUCCACAAGUCAGAAUGCAGAGCCCUGAGAGAAGCUGCCAGGACGCCCAGUGCACGCGCGCCUCCCCGGAGCUGCUCCUCGGCCAGAGGGGCAGAGAGCCAGCACACAGCUCUAGGCUCUCAGCGUGGCAGCUGGUGGCCUCUGUCGACCUGGCACUAGGGAAGGCUAAGCAGCAGGCAGCCUAAGCAAAGACAAUGUUAGAUUCCAGGAGUAUUUAAUGUACGUUUUAGCAUUGUUCAAAGAAAAAGGUUUUAUCAGUUAAAAUAUGGCUAAUGUGACUAUAAAAAGUCACAAAAUCUAUACACAGACACGUCAUGAUAUGCACACUCAGAGGCUAGUGAACAAAUCUUUCACUUACCACUCAUUUUGCAGGACUUAAAAGGACAGAUGUUCAGGUUCUUAAAUAAAGUAGGAUUUGGCUCUG